Messenger RNA from Dipodomys ordii (Ord's kangaroo rat), 4598 nucleotides. RefSeq names its product WD repeat domain 13 (gene Wdr13). The transcript has 9 exons. The record is from RefSeq and is a predicted model, not a curated record. Gene Ontology annotation, cellular component: nucleus. The coding region runs from base 452 to 1993 and encodes 513 amino acids. Lineage: Eukaryota; Metazoa; Chordata; Mammalia; Rodentia; Heteromyidae. Gene Ontology annotation, molecular function: promoter-specific chromatin binding; protein binding.
CGAUUUGUUCUGGGCUCGGCAGCUCUUUUUGGUAGCAGGCAGCCAUCUUACCUGAAGCCUGAGAAAAGGAGAAGAGAGACAGAAGGAACGGGUGACACUGGUCUCAGGGCCGCCCUGGGGGCCUCGAGAGCCGGAGGCAGCCCCAGAGGUGGUCCUCUGGUCCUAGACUAAGCUCUUGGACCCAAGAAGGGAAGGUGGAGGGCGGCUGUAGCAAGAUGGGUGGGAAAUGUCAAGCAAGACUUGCUGGGCGGGGGACGGGCGUUGCCAUAGCGACUGGGAAGGGGCGGGGUCAAGUCUGAAUAGCUGCUGUGAGUCACUGGGGCGCUGCCCAGGAAGGACAGAGCUGGGGUGAUGACCAUGGUGACAGUCUUAUGGGGAUUUCGCGACAUCCCGAGUCUGGAAGGACUCAGUGUCAAUAGCAACAGUCACCUGGCAGAAGGGUUGGAACUAGAUGCCUUCUCUUGGGACGCUGACAUUCCAAGCCCUUGUCCUGCAGGCUCCCGCAGGCCGACACGCCAGAGGAGGAGGCCGGGGAAUGGCCGCUGUGUGGCAGCAAGUCUUAGCAGUGGACGCGAGGUACAACGCCUACCGCACACCAACGUUUCCACAGUUUCGGACUCAGUAUAUCCGUCGGCGCAGCCAGUUGCUGCGGGAGAAUGCCAAGGCUGGGCACCCCCCAGCAUUGCGUCGGCAGUACCUGAGGCUGCGGGGUCAGCUGUUGGGUCAGCGGUACGGACCUCUCUCCGAACCAGGCAGUGCUCGAGCCUAUAGCAAUAGCAUCAUUCGCAGCAGCCGCACCACCCUUGACCGAAUGGAGGACUUUGAAGAUGAUCCUAGAGCCUUGGGGGCUCGAGGGCAUCGCCGUUCUGUUAGCCGUGGCUCCUACCAGCUACAGGCACAGAUGAACCGUGCAGUCUACGAGGACAGGCCUCCUGGCAGUGUUGUUCCCACAUCAGUGGCAGAAGCAAGUCGGGCCAUGGCAGGAGACACAUCACUGAGUGAGAACUAUGCCUUUGCAGGGAUGUACCAUGUUUUUGACCAGCACGUGGAUGAAGCAGUCCCAAGGGUGCGCUUCGCCAAUGAUGACCGGCACCGCCUGGCCUGCUGCUCACUGGAUGGCAGCAUCUCCCUAUGCCAGCUGGUGCCCGCCCCACCUACUGUGCUCCGAGUGUUGCGGGGCCACACCCGUGGUGUCUCCGACUUCGCCUGGUCCCUCUCCAAUGACAUCCUCGUGUCCACCUCUCUCGAUGCCACCAUGCGCAUCUGGGCCUCCGAGGACGGCCGCUGCAUCCGGGAGAUCCCUGACCCCGAUGGCGCCGAACUGCUGUCCUGCACCUUCCAGCCCGUCAACAACAACCUCACUGUGGUGGGCAAUGCCAAGCACAACAUACAUGUCAUGAACAUCUCCACGGGAAAGAAAGUAAAAGGUGGCUCCAGCAAGUUGACAGGUCGUGUCCUCGCUCUGUCCUUUGAUGCUCCUGGCCGACUUCUCUGGGCAGGUGAUGACCGUGGCAGUGUCUUCUCCUUCCUCUUCGAUAUGGCCACAGGGAAACUAACCAAGGCCAAGCGACUGGUGGUACAUGAGGGCAGUCCAGUAACCAGCAUCUCUGCUCGCUCUUGGGUCAGCCGAGAGGCCCGGGAUCCCUCACUUCUCAUCAAUGCUUGCCUCAGCAAACUGCUGCUCUACAGGGUGGUGGACAACGAGGGAACCCUGCAGCUAAAGAGAAGUUUCCCCAUUGAGCAGAGCUCGCACCCAGUGCGUAGCAUCUUCUGCCCCCUCAUGUCCUUCCGCCAGGGGGCCUGUGUGGUGACAGGCAGUGAGGACAUGUGCGUGCACUUCUUUGAUGUGGAGAGGGCAGCCAAAGCUGCAGUCAACAAGCUGCAGGGCCACAGUGCACCUGUACUUGACGUCAGCUUCAACUGUGAUGAGAGUCUACUCGCCUCCAGUGACGCCAGUGGCAUGGUCAUCGUUUGGAGGCGGGAGCAAAAGUAGGGUCUUGUCAGCCCGGCCCUCCCCACUGUCCUGUCACUCUCAGUUCUUUCUUCCUCCCUCUCCCCUCCCUCCUUGUGUUGUAAAUAAAGCUGUGCUGUGAGGGCCAGUUCCCAGAUCUGCCAGGGAAUGGCCACAAGGGAGCUCUGGGACCCAUAGACAAAUGGAGGCCCCAUCCUCAUUCUUGCAGUGAUGUGUUCAUUCAACAAGCACUUGCUGGGUACUUCCUAUGUCACAGUGUUUCACACAGUCAUGCAUUCAGCAGACACACUGAGCACCGAACCGUUUUAGGAAGUUGGGGACAUAGCUGUGACUAAACUGACAGAAAUCCUUACCCUUGUGGGCUGGCACCCCACACAAUAGAAAAGUCCCCAACUUAUGAUGAUUCAACUUACAAUUUUUCAACCUUCUGAUUUUUUGACUUUCUAAUGGUGCAAAAGUGUAUCCAUGUAGCUAGUCUGUUUUGUUUUUCACUUUCAGUGUAGUAUUCAAGAAACAACAUAAACUAGUCAACACUUGUUUAUAAAAUAGACUUUGUGCUAGAUGACUGUCCAGCUGAAUACUAAUGUUAAGUGAUCUUGGGCAUGUUUAAAAUAUGCCACGCCAUGCUAGGGUAUUUGGUAGCUCAACUGUACUAAAUUAAUUUUUAGGGUAUUUUUAACUUCAGAUAGGUUUAUUGAGAUGUAACCCUGUCAUAAAUCAAGGCUAAUCAUAACAAUAGGCUAGCUGAAGAUGAAGCAAGGAAGGGAGGUGAGUUACAGGAGUGGGGCUGGGCUGUUCUGGUGGUGUCAUCAAGGGAAGACAUUCCUGACAGAGUGGCAUUGAGAUAAGAGCUUGAGUGAAAUGAGAGGGAAGCUAUAGUAUGACAGGGAGAAGAACCUUCAACAGAGAGAAAAGCUAGUGCAUAGGCAUUGAAGACAGAAUGUGUUAGAAGGAUCCUUGUAUAAGCCAGAGCAUGGCUGUCUUAUAAUGUGAUAAUUAUCAGAUGAGACAGGCCAGGUGUUGUAGGGCUUCUUGGGCCAUGCUGAGGAUCCUGGCUUUUUUCCUGAGAAGAGGAGGAGGGAUGUGGCCUGGUGGUAGUGCAGGAUUUAGGGGAGGAGGAAAUAUUGAAGUCUACUCCGGGUGUUUCAUGAUGCUACAUUUUAAGUAAGACUUAGGAGGGCUAAGACUUCUAGAUUCCCAACUCAGCAGUUCCUGUGUAGCCAGCCCCACACUUGUCAAUGCAUUGGGAUGAUUCCCCCAAAGCAGGAAGCAGAGGUGUCAAGUUUUGGGAGUGUCACAACAGUAUGGGGGCAACCAUAGGCCCUGAGAUUGAACUAGGGCUUCUUCUAUGGGGUAGAGACAAUGGGGAAAUUUCUUAAGACCACUCUUAUUUCCUCCCAUGUCCACUCAGGGCCAAAAUACUAACCCUGGAAUGGAUCAGCGACAAAGGAAUGUCCAUUAUUGGAGGGGAGUUCCAAGUGAGAAGAGAUCACUUGGAUAUUAAGUUCCCCAAAUCUCUUGUCAGCCAGAAUCACCAGCAAAUAUCAAAGAAGUUCUCACUCCAGCUCCUCCUCUCCAAGUCCACAUGCUGUCACUUAUGUAUCAGUUUCAACUGUGGCUGACAUCUUAGGACCUCAGGGUCAGUGCACAGUUAGACAUUCCAACCUGGUAGCCCAAAUUUUCUGAGCUAUGGAACUAACACCUGCUGGUGUUAUUCCCUUUGAGGAAGGAAACUGAUCUCACAUUUGUCAGUCUGUUAUUUGAUAGUGUGGUUACUUGCACAAAGCACUUCUAACUGGAACUGCCCCUGGGAUUUAUCCCAUGAUAAGGUAAAUUGCUGAUGACCUAAGUCUAUCAGUGAGCUGGAUUGUUCAGAUGUGUGCCAGCAUCUCAAAACAGAGCUGAAAGCUCAGGAAUGUACUACGAGGACUCAAGUCUCAGCAUAUGGUUGCAUUCAUUGCUGUGAUUUAGUAUAGCUAAAAGAUACAGCAAAGAGAAAUGAUGUAUGGGACCAAGUGGUGUGGGGUGGCGAGGGAGAUCAGGCACAAGUUCACAAGAGUCCUUUCCUAUUGGACUCAUUCAGGAUGUGUUUACUUCUCUCAUUUGCUAUGUGACAGCUAUGUAACCAAAUUCCACACUCCUGGAAGGAAAGCAAGUGUUCAGCAUUAAUCCCAUUGUUUAUGCAAGUAAUUUAGACAGAGUGAGCUAUUCACCAUUUGGGGAUUAGGGGGAAUACUUCUGAAAUGUAAGUAAAUUCCCAGACACCAGUCAGGGUCUAGCCUUGAAGAAGGUCUUCUGGUGGAUAGCAGUUCAGACCUGCAUGUUGAUUCUUCUUUGCAUAGCCUGUAACCCCAGAUAGGUACUCACUAUCUACCAAAGUCUAUAGGUAGCAAGAGAAUUGGGGGAACUUGUUUUCUUUAACAUUAUGUUGUUUUUUUUGAGUCUAGAUUAAGGAUGGUUGAUCAUGAAUAUUGUUGUGCAUGAUUUGGGGGGAGGGAGUUCCUCUUUGUGAAAUUUCUGAGGUGGUAGAAUUGACCUACUACUUUAAAUCCAUCUUGAUAAUCCUUUUCCUGACCCCCAACUCAAGGGGAAAUAAAUACUGAGUAAACAAUAAAAGUUAAAACUA